Zingiber officinale is the source of this 603-nucleotide messenger RNA. RefSeq lists its product as uncharacterized. The annotation marks the transcript as partial. The record is from RefSeq and is a predicted model, not a curated record. The transcript is spliced from 2 exons. Lineage: Eukaryota; Viridiplantae; Streptophyta; Magnoliopsida; Zingiberales; Zingiberaceae.
AAAAUAUAUACUUGGGAGACAGGGCACGAGGCAGAAUUUUAUGCUACCUGGAACGUAGCUUGUGCCAAACUAUACAAAGACAUGCUAUACAAAGCAAGACAAAAGGGAAUAAAACCAUCCUAUGUACCUGAGAACAUUUGGGAUGCAUGGCGAGCCAUCUGGGCUGCAGACAGAUGGCAGGAAAAUGCAAUGAUAGCUCGAGCCAAUAGAAAGAGUGAGUUGGCUGGCCCUAGUACCGAAGCGACAAAACAUACCGCUGGAUCCCGAUCGAUCGUCGAGCAUGCCUUAGACAUGGAAGAAAUUGCUGCUAGGGUUGCACAGGCGUCUCAGCCUAGUUUAGAGGGAGGUGAGGAGCAGAUUUUAUCCACUGACCAGAUAAAUGAAAUUUAUUAUGAUGUGGUUGGUGAAAGGAAAAAGACCUCCACCCUAUAUGGUCUUGGGGCUCAGGCGAGAGUUGUAUAUGAUCAGCCGAUGGCUCCUAGGGCCAAGGGUCGUCCCAGCACAUCAUCGAGUGCAUCCGAAUCAUCUGCUAGAGUAGACGCCUUAGAGCAAGAAAACACAGAUUUGAAGACCCAACUCUCGAGCUUGGAGGCAGAAUUUUGA